AUGCAGCUGCUGGCCCUGCAGGUGCAGAGACAGGAGGCCCCCUCCUAUACUACCACUGCAGCAGCAGCAGCAGCAGCAGCAGCAGCAGCAGCAGCAGGAGCAGCAGGGGGGCAUCUGCAGCAGCAGACAGUCGGGCUUGAGUCUCUGUUGGGGGUGUUGACCCCACACCCCACACCUCAUCAGCUGCUGCAGGCGUUCACUCGUCUCCUUGUGUUGCAAUACAGCGCACACAGGAGACACCGGGUGGAGUUUAGUAGUAGUAGCCAGAGGAGACAGCAGCAGGGCAAUGGGGGCGAGCUGCUGCCGUCUCCUACAUAUGGAGAAGAGAAUCUCCAUAGAGUAGGCACAGCCUCUUCUCUGUCUCCUCCGUCUCCUUCUCCGCACAGUGCUAGCAGCUCAACCAGCCCCACAAACUCAGAUGUCUCCUCAGACUCUGCAUGCAGCGAGUGGACAGAGUCUGGGUGUCUCUGGUGUAUAGCGAGGAGACUGUUGACAGAGGGGGAGCUGCUGAGGCUGUAUAUAGAGAGAGUUAAGUGGGCCUGUCGUCUGCGCCUGUCUCCUUCUCUCAGCUCUUUGAGGCCCCCACACUGGCUCUUACACCCCGAGGAGACAGCAGCAAUACCUAUACAGAGACACCUCAGUAUACCACAAGCAGAUGUUUUCUUAUAUUCUUAG
This is a messenger RNA of Eimeria mitis, 675 nucleotides long. RefSeq lists its product as uncharacterized. Bases 1 to 675 code for a protein of 224 amino acids. The transcript has a single exon. The record is from RefSeq and is a predicted model, not a curated record. NCBI's taxonomy places the organism in Eukaryota, Apicomplexa, Conoidasida, Eucoccidiorida, Eimeriidae.